Apodemus sylvaticus (European woodmouse) is the source of this 1713-nucleotide messenger RNA. RefSeq names its product purinergic receptor P2X 2 (gene P2rx2). Gene Ontology annotation, biological process: response to ATP; monoatomic cation transmembrane transport. The record is from RefSeq and is a predicted model, not a curated record. The transcript is spliced from 11 exons. Gene Ontology annotation, cellular component: nuclear inner membrane; plasma membrane. Bases 86 to 1579 code for a protein of 497 amino acids. NCBI's taxonomy places the organism in Eukaryota, Metazoa, Chordata, Mammalia, Rodentia, Muridae. Gene Ontology annotation, molecular function: purinergic nucleotide receptor activity; ATP binding; extracellularly ATP-gated monoatomic cation channel activity.
GAGCGAGGCCACACCCCCAGCCUGCCCUCUAGAGCCGAGGGUGUGAGGCGCUCCAGCAGCUCUAGUGGACUGAGCUCCUAGGGCCAUGGCCGCUGCACAGCCCCGGCUUCCCCCGGGGGCGGCCAUGGUCCGGCGCUUGGCUUGGGGCUGCUGGUCCGCGUUCUGGGACUACGAGACGCCUAAGGUGAUCGUGGUGCGGAAUCGGCGCCUGGGAUUCGUGCACCGCACGGUGCAGCUGCUCAUCCUGCUUUACUUCGUGUGGGUUGCCUCCGGAGCCGGCACCGCCCUGUCCCACAGGUACGUCUUCAUCGUGCAGAAAAGCUACCAGGACAGCGAGACCGGUCCGGAGAGCUCCAUCAUCACCAAAGUCAAGGGGAUCACCAUGUCGGAGCACAAAGUGUGGGAUGUGGAGGAAUAUGUAAAGCCCCCGGAGGGGGGCAGUGUAGUCAGCAUCAUCACCAGGAUCGAGGUUACCGCUUCCCAGACCCUGGGAACAUGUCCAGAGAGCUUGAAGGUUCACAGCUCUACCUGCCAUUCAGAUGACGACUGUGUGCCCGGACAGCUGGAAAUGCAAGGCAAUGGGAUUCGGACAGGGCACUGUGUACCCUAUUACUAUGGGGAUUCCAAGACCUGCGAAGUGUCAGCUUGGUGCCCGGUGGAGGAUGGAACUUCUGAAAACCACUUUCUGGGUAAGAUGGCACCAAAUUUCACUAUCCUCAUCAAGAACAGCAUUCACUACCCCAAGUUCAAGUUCUCCAAGGGCAACAUCGCAAGCCAGAAGAAUGACUACCUGAAGCAUUGCACGUUUGAUCAAGAGUCUGACCCAUACUGUCCCAUCUUCAGGCUCGGCUUCAUUGUGGAGCAGGCAGGAGAGAACUUCACAGAACUGGCACACAAGGGUGGUGUCAUUGGAGUCAUCAUCAACUGGAACUGUGACCUGGACUUGUCUGAAUCACAGUGCAACCCCAAAUAUUCUUUCCGGAGGCUCGACCCCAAGUAUGACCCUGCCUCCUCAGGCUACAACUUCAGGUUUGCCAAGUAUUACAAGAUAAAUGGGACCACCACUACUCGAACUCUCAUCAAAGCCUAUGGGAUUCGGAUUGAUGUUAUUGUGCAUGGACAGGCAGGGAAAUUCAGUCUCAUUCCUACCAUCAUCAAUCUGGCCACUGCUCUGACCUCUAUCGGGGUGGGCUCCUUUCUGUGUGACUGGAUUUUGCUAACGUUCAUGAACAAAAACAAGCUCUACAGUCAUAAGAAGUUCGACAAGGUGCGUACUCCAAGGCAUCCCUCAAGUAGAUGGCCUGUGACCCUUGCCCUUGUCUUGGGCCAGAUCCCUCCCCGACCUAGUCACUACUCCCAGGAUCAGCUACCCAGUCCUCCAUCAGGUGAAGGACCAACUUUGGGAGAAGGGGCAGAGCUAUCACUGGCUGUCCAGCCUCCUCGGCCUUGCUCCAUCUCUGCUCUGACUGAGCAGGUGGUGGACACUCUUGACCAGCAUAUGGGACAAAGGCCUCCUGUCCCCGAGCCUUCCCAACAGGACUCCACAUCCACGGAUCCCAAAGGUUUGGCCCAACUUUAAUCUCAUCCUAAGCUACAGACCUGGAUCUGGGAGGGCAGACGGCUUCAGCUGCUAGGCAGCCCUAGGGAAGAUCUGCACGCUUCAGUAACCAUGUCCAUGUGACUGGGAAACAGACCUGUGCAAGACGACAGGCA